GCAUUGAAUUGCGAGUGAAAUGUAUUCAAAGUAUUCAAUGUUUCUAUUAUUUGUUUGUUUUGAUUGAUUGAAUCGAUUUUAUUAUUGUAUUAUAUAUUUUAAAGUUUGUAUACAAGUUAUGAACAUUUAUUUAAAUCAGCAAACAAUUAGUCAAACAAUUAGUUAUUAUUUGAGACCAAAACAGCAAUUGAAAAUUAAUAUUUUAUCGAUAGUUAUGAAUAAAUCAAAUGACAAGUUAUCGACUGAAUCUAAGAGUCGACUUAACGAUGAAACGACAAAACGUAACAAAAGAAUUGACAACAAAUUGACAAAACAAGAGAAUAACGACAAGACUGGUGACAAUCAUUCAAACCAAUUGACUGUCGAUAAUAACAGAUUCAAACAGAGAUAUAACAAUCAAUCGAUACCACACUUUGCAAACAAUUAUGGUUUUAAUGUAUAUCAACCAUACUAUGGAUACUCAAGUCAUACAUCGAGUCAAUGGUCAUCCAAUUUGACAGUUAAUUCAUUUAACAAUAAUUACAAUCGCAGAUCAUAUUCAACUGGUUUAAGAAACUCUAACACUCAUAACAAAGUUUCUAAUGAAGAUGAGAUCAGACAAAAAGUUGCAAAAUAUCGUACAAUUAGUUACAAUAAAUCAGUUAAUAUAAAUAACUGCAAAUCAGAUGCUUUUAAAUUUUCGAUAAUGAGUUAUAACAUAUUAUCACAAAAUCUAUUGGAAGAUCACAAGUAUUUGUACGGACAUUGCAAUAAAGAUGCGCUAAAAUGGCCGCAAAGAGGUCACCAAUUAGUGAAAGAAUUGCUCGAAUCAAAUGCUGAUAUUAUUUGUUUACAAGAAGUGCAUUCACAACAUUUUGAAGAUCUCAUUAGUCCCGAACUUAUUAAAAAUAAUUAUAAAUGUGUUUAUAAACAAAAAACCGGCGAUAAAUUGGACGGAUGUGCCAUCGCUUAUAAAGAUAGUAUGUUUUCAUUGUUGAACUCAAAUGAAGUGGAUUUUCUGAGAAAAGAUAUGUCAAACGUUUUAAAUAGAGAUAACAUCGGAUUAAUUGUCGAAUUAAAACCAAAACAUUCAAAAUGUAAAUCUAGUGUUUUUGUGGCCAACACUCAUCUCUUAUAUAACCCGAAGAGAGGUGAUGUCAAAUUGGCUCAAAUAAGACUAUUGAUGGCAGAAUUGGACAAAUUAGCCAAAAUGUAUUCACAAAACGAUAGGAUUGACUUUAAGCCUAUUAUAUUAUGUGGUGAUUUCAACAGUGAACCCGACUCUUUACUUUAUAAAUUUAUCACAAAUGGAACCAUUGAUUUAAAAGGUGUCAAAAUUGGAGAUAUUUCCGGUCAGAAGGAAGGAAUUGGUAGAGGAAUACAUGUUAAUGAAUCUCAUUUGGAAAUGACUGGUAUAUCAUCUGAUAGUCAAUAUAAAGAUAGUGAAUCAGCUAACGAGACAAUUGAGAUCAACGAUAAAAUGGUAUUAAAGCAUAAUUUUAUGUUUAAAUCUAUUAUAUUUAGCCCAAAAAGUAUUUCACAUCAUAACAAAUGGCUGUCAACCAGUACUAAGUUUGAGUCGGGUUUAGUUGACUAUAUAUUUUAUGAUUACAACAAACUUAAACUUUUAGGCUAUAAAAAGCUAAUGAAUGUCAACCAAAUCAAAGAAAUCGGUAAUAUUCCCAAUGCAUACCUGGCUUCCGAUCACUUAUCACUUUUAGCCAAAUUUCUUUUAAUAUAA
Molecule: messenger RNA, 1720 nt
Organism: Oppia nitens
Lineage: Eukaryota; Metazoa; Arthropoda; Arachnida; Sarcoptiformes; Oppiidae
Gene: angel
Product: protein angel homolog 2-like
Exons: 3
Coding region: 119-1720 (533 amino acids)
Molecular function (GO): 3'-5'-RNA exonuclease activity
Source: RefSeq, a predicted model, not a curated record